This is a messenger RNA of Cololabis saira (Pacific saury), 6844 nucleotides long. RefSeq names its product TRAF2 and NCK-interacting protein kinase-like. The record is from RefSeq and is a predicted model, not a curated record. NCBI's taxonomy places the organism in Eukaryota, Metazoa, Chordata, Actinopteri, Beloniformes, Belonidae. The coding region runs from base 9 to 3350 and encodes 1113 amino acids. The transcript is spliced from 24 exons.
UGUGCGACAUGCAUCCCAUGAGGGCGCUCUUCCUCAUCCCCAGGAAUCCUGCGCCGAGGCUCAAGUCCAAGAAGUGGUCCAAGAAGUUCCAGUCGUUCAUCGAGAGCUGCCUGGUGAAGAGCCACGGCCAGCGGCCGAGCACGGAGCAGCUGCUCAAGCACCCCUUCAUCCGGGACCUGCCCAACGAGCGGCAGGUCCGCAUCCAGCUCAAGGACCACAUCGACCGCACCAAGAAGAGGAGGGGGGAGAGGGAUGAGACGGAGUACGAGUACAGCGGCAGCGAGGAAGAGGACGAGGAGAGGGACAUAGGCGAGCCCAGCUCCAUCAUCAACAUCCCCGGGGAGUCCACGCUGAGGCGGGACUUCCUGCGCCUCCAGCUGGCCAACAAGGAGCGCUCGGAGCUGAUCCGCCGCCAGCAGCUGGAGCAGCAGCAGAACGAGGAGCACAAGCGGCAGCUGCUGGCCGAGCGGCAGAAGCGCAUCGAGGAGCAGAAGGAGCAGCGGCGCCGGCUGGAGGAGCAACAGCGGCGCGAGCGGGAGCUGAGGAAGCAGCAGGAGCGCGAGCAGCGGCGGCGGUACGAGGAGAUGGAGCAGCUGCGGCGGGAGGAGGAGAGGCGGCACGCCGAGAGAGAGCAGGAGUACAUCCGUAGGCAGCUGGAGGAGGAGCAGCGGCAGCUGGAGAUCCUGCAGCAGCAGCUCCUGCAGGAGCAGGCUUUACUGCUGGAGUACAAGCGGAAGCAGAUCGAGGAGCAGCGGCAGGCGGAGCGGCUGCAGAGGCAGCUGCAGCAGGAGCGGGCCUACCUGGUGUCACUGCAGCAGCAGCAGCAGGAGCCGCCGCGACCGCCGCCCGACAAGAAGCAGCUGUACCACUACAAGGACCAGGCGCCCAGCAGCAACGACAAGCCGGCCUGGGCCAAAGAGGUGAUGCGCCGGGCUCAGAGCAACUCCCCCCGCGUCCCGCCCAAGCGGUACCACUCCUUCAGGCAGCAGCGCCGCGGCGCCAACCUGGACAACCUGCUCCUGCUGCCCGGCUACAAGCCGUCCCGCUCCCGCCCCCCGUCCUACCCCGCGCACCUCAGCCCCGCCCGGGACCACCUGCACCUGCCCCGGAUCCGGGUCACCUGCGUGCCGGGGCCGGACGGCCGGAGCCCCCAGCGGAGCCCCCAGCGGAGCCCCCAGCGGAGCCCCCAGCGGAGCCCCCAGCGGAGCCCCGACUCCAGGGGCCGCAGCGCCGGCCGCCGGGUGGAUGAGAUGAACCGACAGGCCUCUCCUGCCUUUCAGCAUAAAGUCUCCAACCGGAUCUCGGACCCGUCGCUGCCGCCACGGUCCGAGUCCUUCAGCAGCGGAGGAAUCCAGCAGGCCCGGACGCCGCCCAUGCACCGGUCGGGCGAGCCGCAGGUUCCCCAGAGGACGACUUCCAUCUCUCCGGCGCUGGUCAGGAAGCACUCCCCCGGGAACGGGCCGGGCCUGGGCCCGCGGCCCGGCGCCCACCUCAUACGAGCCAGCAACCCGGACCUGCGGCGGGCCGAGGUCCUGACGGACACGCCGCUGAAGAGGACGAGCAGCGGCAGCUCGUCCAGCUCCAGCACGCCCAGCUCGCAGGGCGGCUCCGACGAGCGAGGUAAUUCAGCCCCCAAGGACGGCUCCACACUUUCGUCCCACGACGUCAGAGACGACGGCCGGGAGGUGACGCGGCCGAGCAGACCUGCAGAUCUAACGGCUCUGGCUAAAGAGCUGCGAGAGCUACGGCAGGGGGAGGAAACCAGCCGCCCGCCCGUCAAGGUGACGGACUACUCGUCAUCCAGCGAGGAAUCGCACAGCAGCGAGGACGAGGAUGGAGAGGGCGGAGCCAACGAUGGCUCGGUGGCCGUCAGUGACAUACCGCGGAUCAUGCCUCCUGCAAGUCAAAGUGCCAACGAGCCGUUCAGCAUGAUAGGAAGUCACAACGACGCCCACGGUGACCUGUACGGAGACAGAUCCCAGGACAGCACUCUGAGGAUGCGCGAGAGAUCUCGGGGACCGAGGCGGGGCUCUGCUGCCAGCAACGGUUUCCCUGGCAACUUUAGUCUGUUCCUUGGCAACACCAAUCUCCCAGAUUUGGUGCAGCAGAGCAGCUCCCCUCUGGCCCCCCCCGGGGACGCCGGGGCCCAAUACGGCAUGGGGAGCGGCGGCGGCUCCAAGUCGUCCUUCACGCCGUUCGUGGACCCGAGGGUGUACGGGACCUCCCCGACUGAAGACGACGAUCAGGACUCGGCUGAAGCUCUGUUCGCUGACGAGCUGCUGAAGCACGAGCAGGAGGAGGCGCGGCUGAACGAGGCCAGGAAAAUCUCCGUGGUGAACGUCAACCCCACCAACAUCCGGCCGCACAGCGACACGCCGGAGAUCCGGAAAUACAAGAAGCGCUUCAACUCGGAGAUCCUGUGUGCGGCGCUGUGGGGUGUGAACCUGCUGGUGGGGACGGAGAACGGACUGAUGCUGCUGGAUCGAAGCGGCCAAGGCAAAGUUUACAACCUGAUCAAUCGAAGACGCUUCCAACAGAUGGACGUCCUGGAAGGACUCAACGUCCUGGUCACCAUCUCUGGGAAGAAGAACAAGCUGCGUGUUUACUACCUGUCCUGGCUGAGGAACCGGAUAUUACACAACGAUCCGGAGGUGGAAAAGAAGCAGGGCUGGAUCACCGUGGGCGAGCUGGAGGGCUGCGUUCACUACAAAGUCGUGAAAUACGAGAGGAUCAAGUUCCUGGUCAUCGCUUUGAAGAACUCCGUUGAAAUAUACGCCUGGGCUCCGAAACCUUACCACAAGUUUAUGGCCUUCAAGUCCUUCGUGGAGCUGCAGCACCGCCCCCUGCUGGUGGACCUGACUGUGGAGGAGGGCCAGAGGUUAAAGGUCAUCUAUGGCUCCACUGUUGGCUUCCACGUCGUGGAUGUGGACUCGGGAAACCCCUACGACAUUUACAUCCCCUCCCACAUCCAGGGUCAGGUGACGCCCCACGCCAUCGUGGUGCUGCCCCGCACCGACGGCAUGGAGAUGCUGCUGUGCUACGAGGACGAGGGCGUCUACGUCAACACCUACGGACGCAUCACCAAGGACGUGGUGCUGCAGUGGGGCGAGAUGCCAACGUCCGUCGCGUACAUCCACUCCAACCAGAUCAUGGGCUGGGGGGAGAAGGCCAUCGAGAUCCGCUCGGUGGAGACGGGACACCUGGACGGAGUUUUCAUGCACAAGCGAGCUCAGAGACUCAAGUUCCUGACGGAGAGGAACGACAAGGUUUUCUUCGCCUCGGUUCGUUCUGGAGGCAGCAGUCAAGUCUUCUUCAUGACCCUCAAUAGAAGCUCCAUGAUGAACUGGUAACCUGGGCCCCCCUUCAACCCCGUCUGCACCCCGACCACCGGCCCCGCCUGGAGGGACGGAGGGACGUCUGUGUACAUGUAUGUGUGUGUGACCCGUGGAUGGAAACGACUGAGUGGACGCAGCUGUUGGGGGACAGCAGGGCCUGUAGAUGGUCCCACUGCAGGAAGACUCUCCGCCUCCUCGGAGGAUCCAUGCACUGGUUGAUCUGGGAGGUGGAAGGAGGUGGAAGGAGGUGGAAGGAGGUGGAAGGAGGUGGAAGGAGACUCCAGGUCGUCUUCGGACGGCCUGUAUGAGCCGGGCGCUGAAGAGGAGACAUUUCAAACAGGAUGAUCACGCUGCAAGCGUCCUGGCGGUGAAGCGGGUGUUCUGACUGCAGCAGCUUCUCUGUCGUUGUAGUCGGUAACCAUUUCUGAGGUUAUUAAAGUAGCAUUAGAUAAAACAAAACAAAAAACAAAAAAACAACACUUGAGGUUUUCGCUGAACAUUAAAUGCACAAGUGCUGGGACACGCCUCGCAGAGCCAGUUUUGCUUCGCUCAUCGCAGCUUGAUUAGAUAAGAUCUAAGUCAUUUUGAUGAUUUCUUUUGGUUUUUUGUCCCACAAAAGACGGCCCAGUUUUGAGAAGCGCCAGACACAGAGACCUCAACGCCGAGCGGCUGUGACCUGCGCCAGACGGAAGCUGACAAUCAUGAAAGAAAGACGGUAGCACCGCUCCCGUAUUUCAGUGCUGCAGCCACUGGCGGCUGGCGGGGAUAUCUGGACCCCCAACAAACCCUCCCCGCCUGUAAUGUCGCUGCUGUGACGACCACAACACUCACGCAGUGCAGUUCUGCUGCUGAAAUGAUCACUUAACGUUGCCCUUUUAGAGAAGCGGCAACCUUCUCUCAUGAGCUGGAUCUGGCUCCAAAAACGAGUCAGUCCUUAACAAGAUAAAAGGUGAGAUUCCACCACAAACAGGGCGUCUCCAGCAUGAAACCAGGUCUCAAGAGCAGUAACAGUUGGGGUCGCCCACUGAAGAUGCUCAUUGACGGAUCAGCGUAACUAACAACUGCAGUUCCUGAGCUCUUUCACGUUGCCGUUCAGGUCAAUCUGCUUCUUCGUCUUGUCAUUUUUACAAACUCUGAACAAGGAGCCUUAGAUGUUCAAAUUUGGGCAUCUGUUGUAAAUGUAUUUACGUAACAACAGUAACAAGUAGAUCUGGGUAAUAGAAGAGCUGUUUUGGUUGGAGGUUCCGUCAUCAAACACCCAAUUCCUGGUAUUUUAGGCGGUUUCUGGAUCUUUUUAACAUUAGCUGCUCGUUGUUCUCACCAGCUUUUUAUUCUGUCACUUUUGGCGGUAAAACCAGACCUUGCGAAGCAGGUGAGAUCACGGAGGGAACCAGCGACGCCUCGUUUCCACUUGCUUGUGAGCACUCGUGACACGUCCGGGGAGCCUGAUUUCUACCACCGCGCAUUAUUGCAUCUGCAUUAUUGUUGACGCCGCUCUGUAAUUCCAGCACCAGCCACUAGUGUAGGCUCUUUUCCUGCAGCGCGUCGCCUCCUAGAGCAAACUUUCCUUCUGUGGAGCUGAUGAAUAUUGAGCUCAUUUGUCUGGUGAACCAUAAGAAAACCAGGGAACAGAAUCAAAGUUAAUACAAGCUUUUAUUAUAUCAUGCACAAUGUUUUCCAGCCGGAGGUACAAUUUUCUGAAACCACAAGAAAGAAAUGCACACGUUGGUCAUCAAUCCAGUCAUAUUUAUACUGAAAAAGGGAGGUGUUUUGUACGUUAUAGGAGCCGAUAUUGAACCUUAUCUGGGAGGCCGACUGCAGUAAAAGAAACUUAAACAUGUCACACUUUCAGCCAUAUAUUUUCUGUUGUCUAUCUCUAAUCCGACCCAGCAAAGAUCUACGAAAACCAAAACCCAGAUAAAAACAGGAGGGGACCCAUCAAUCUGAAACAUUCGUUCCUCUUCACCGUCCUCACCUAAAGAAGAACUCAGCUAAUCAGUCUGGUCAUAAAAACAGGAGCUGGUUCUGCGCUGAGAGCAACAAUUAGACAUUUUACAAUUGUACAUUGUGUACAAUCUUAUAGAAAAAAACCCUCAUACUUUUAACAGUUUCAUAAAAUCCUAAAACAACAAGCUAUCAUUUCACCCGCGUUUAUAAAGACGAAGAAGAAAUGCAGAAGUGUAAAUCAGGCUUUAGUCCAUACGCUGCUCCGUAGUUUCUGAUGUGCAAAACUUCUCCCUCUGGUGUUUUUAAGGAUGUGAUUUGAUUUUUAAAAUGUUUAACUCAUUUGGUUGAUUUUGGAAAGAAAGUUUAGCAUUAGCAUCCAGCUGCGGGACCAAAACUAUAUUCUUGACCAGUAAGUUUGUUUCUGCUGCAAUUGUAGACAUUUCAACACGGAGGCCAAAGGAGACUCGUCUUUGGAGCCAGCCCCCAGUGGUCAGUCAAGGAAAUGCAACCUCCUUUACUUCCGGGUUAGACUCAGCAGCCCAACCUUUUUAUCUCCGUUUUUGGUCCAAAUCUGCUGUUCCUUUCACAUCGGAGGCUUUUCAAGCAACAAUAUAACAGGAAUUUGAGUUUGGUGAAUACGUUUGCUCUGAUUCGUUGCUGUUUAUUAAGUUGUGCAGUUUGUAUGGGGACUUUUCUUUUAUUCUGUUUUCACUUGAUAUUAUUACGUUGUCGGGUUUGACUCUAGAAACUGGAGGGUGAGAAACAUUUUCUUACACAACACUGAACAGCAUCUCAUCAUCUGGGCUUUUACCCGUCAAUAGUCGAGACGAUACACUGGACGACUGUACAGUCGACCUCAACGAUAUCUUGGGGAUGAAAAGACGGAGCGUCACCUGUUUUUGGGUGGAUGGACUCUGAAGACUGUACAUGCUGGGAUGUUUGGGUUCAUCUUGUCAUCUUUUUUUGUCGUUCAUGGAUCCUUAAAAAGUGAUACAUGCGAGUCGGGGCUCCAAGUCCGAGUCCUCGUACGUCAGGAUCUGAACCAACAGCCUGUGAAUAAAGUCAGCAGGAACGGGCCGUCGGAGAAAUCAUAGAUUAAAAUGAAUAUGUGUAUACAUACAUGUGUGUGUGUUUAUAUACAUAUAUACACACACAUGUAUAUAUAUGUACGCUGUAAUAAUUUUCAUUGAUGAUAUACUGAUCAUUUUAGAGAAGGGCAGAAGAAAAUAUUGUUCCCUUAUUAAAGCUUAGUUGUCUUUCUACAGAAUAGAGAACAUAGCUAAACUGUAAGAAUUUCUUAAAAAAAGAAUAAUUACAAUGUUUUUAUUGUGGUAUUAUUUGUAUUUGUAUCAAUUUUUGUACGUAUCGAGACUGUGAACGUAUGUUGGACCGUGGGCCUGUGUGUGUCUGGGGGAGCAGGUGAGUGCACAGGUGUGUGACUUGCAUGUGAGUGGAUGAAUUCACUUUGUCUGAAUCACUGAAAUCUGAAAGACACGACCUCAGAUAACACACAUCUGUGAUGUUGGGAAUUCUUCAAUAAAUGUCCUCUCCUUGUACAGCAA